GUUCCGCUUCUUUAAACUAUCGAGGUACAUAUAAAAAUAUCCGCCAUUGCUGCAGGUUUUUUGUAAUAAGUGUAUAUGCAAAGUUUUUCGUACCAAUUUUCGCAAUUUGAAAACAAAAAUCAUCAAUCGGGGUUAUAUACUAUAAACCAUAUCUGGUUUUAUAUAUUGAAGUUCAUUUAUAAUGUCUCGUAGUGAAAGUCGCAUUUAUGUUGGAAAUUUACCUCCAGAUAUACGUACAAAGGAUAUUCAAGAUUUAUUUCACAAAUUCGGCAAGGUAGCAUUUGUAGACUUAAAAAACAGGCGUGGUCCGCCAUUUGCAUUUGUCGAAUUUGAGGAUGCUCGUGAUGCGGAAGAUGCGGUAAAAGCCCGUGACGGGUAUGACUAUGAUGGAUAUAGGCUUCGUGUAGAAUUCCCACGAGGAGGCGGGCCAGGAAGUUUCAGAGGUAAUCGUAAUGAUCGCAACCGAAACGAUAGUGGCCGUGGGGGUGGUGGAGGUGGCAGAGGACCACCUACAAAACGCUCACAGUAUCGAGUAAUGAUAACAGGAUUACCUUCGUCUGGUUCAUGGCAAGACUUAAAAGAUCAUAUGCGGGAAGCAGGUGAUGUUUGCUUUGCUGACGCCUACAAGGAUGGUACAGGCGUUGUCGAAUUUUUGAGACAUGAAGACAUGAGGUAUGCCAUAAAGAAAUUGGAUGACUCGCGUUUCAGAUCACAUGAGGGCGAAGUUUCUUAUAUCCGGGUUCGUGAGGAUUCUGGUGAUGGCGAUCGAGGUGGCCGGGACAAUCGUGAUAGAUCUCGUUCAUAUUCUCCACGCCCACGUCGCCGAGGUACUCCCACGUAUUCUCCUUUACGCCGCUCAUAUUCCAGGUCAAGAUCUCGUUCACGAUCAAACUUUUAAUCCAAAACAUAUUUAAAAAUCAUACAAACAAAAAACACAAGAAUAUAUAAUACGUUAAAUAAUGAGCAAAUUCGUAUGUAAUAGUGUUAAAAACAACUAUUAUUUCAAUUCAUAUUGUGUAUUUUAAUUUAAUCAGUAAAGUAAACGUUUUUACGUGAUGCUCACCAUUCGAUUAUUUUUAGCAUUUGCACAUCCUAAAGUUUUUAAUUUAAAUCAGUCCCAUAUAUAUAUAUAUAUAUAUAUUCUAGAAAUUGGAAUAAAUAACCCCCACUACGAAUCGCUUAAAAUUUAUGAAUUGAGAUUUUAAUUAACACUACUUACAGACACAAAAUAUGCCAAUAAAAAUUAUGAAUUUACCGCUUUGGUUAGAAUACUAUUAACAAAAUAAAAUUUAGAUUUUGAAAUACAUUACCAAUAAUAUUAAUAUAUUUUUCUUCUUUCGCUCUGUUCACGAAAAAUCGUAUGGAUGGAAUGGAAAUAUGGAUUAUUGGGAGUAACUGUAAUGAAAAUAAGGAUACCAGAAUUUUGAGAAUUCGGAUUUAUAUAACAUAAGGAUAUGAAUACAUCUUUAUCAGGACAUUUCCGCCUGGGAUAACAAUUCUUUCGAUUCAACGUACAAGUUUGCUGCUAUAUUCCUAUAUUAUCCAGGAAAAUAUUUCUGUGUGUAGCAGCUUCUUACGUUGCAGCUUUGUCUCCUUUCAAUAUUUUCGCUUCGUUCUUAUUUCAUACUAUUCUGUGGAGGAGGAACUUAAGAUGCUACAUGUUGUUAGGAGAAGUUUUAGGACUACGAGGGAGGAUUCUUUAUUCAGCCUUAACGAAACAGUUAGCUUUCAACUUAUAACCGUAAACAGAGAACACCAUAAAGCCUUUAAUUCCUUGAAGAGAAAUCAAACUUUGGAGUUAUUGCCAGGAAACUGAAACGGAACCUUUUCAAAUAUAUAACACUGGAAUUUAUUAGUAUAGGAUUUAAUAAUGGUGAGACGUGGAUAACAAUACGAAUUAGUAUGGACAGUGUUCUUUUAACGAAUCAGGAUUAGGAAAAAAAUGACGGAUUGCAAUAUUAUUCUUAAACUUUCUAUUUAACCAAUCAUCCAACCUCUGCGUCAAUUGGAUUUCGUCACUCCGGUUUUAAAUGGAUUUGAAAAGGAAGGCUGCUCUAACUAAAUUUCUAGUCAUCCAGACAUUUGCUAGCUUUCAAAGUGGCCUCAAAGUCUCGUAGGAUUUUGGAUUUCACUGGUAAAAGAUGAAUGCGUAGAAAUUAGAGAAAUUCUUAUCACCGAGAAAGUUGAGGCCAAAAAGUUACUGAACCCAACGGAUAUAAUUUUUAAGAAAAUUUUCAGGUUUCUAAUCAUAAACUAUGAAAAAAACACAUGUAAGUAUAUCUUAAAAUAAUUUUAUUGUGAAACCCAUUAAAGUAUACCUAUACAGGAUUAUACCUAAAAUCGCGUAAGGAAAAUAUUAUACAAAGCAAUAUGUAAAAAAUGUUUCCGAAAAUAUAGUCGUAUACAUAUA
Messenger RNA from Ceratitis capitata (Mediterranean fruit fly), 2410 nucleotides. It is a transcript of the gene SF2, whose product is annotated as probable splicing factor, arginine/serine-rich 3. Gene Ontology annotation, molecular function: mRNA binding. The record is from RefSeq and is a predicted model, not a curated record. Gene Ontology annotation, cellular component: nucleus; ribonucleoprotein complex; cytoplasm. Bases 182 to 898 code for a protein of 238 amino acids. The transcript has 4 exons. NCBI's taxonomy places the organism in Eukaryota, Metazoa, Arthropoda, Insecta, Diptera, Tephritidae.